Molecule: messenger RNA, 2551 nt
Organism: Osmerus eperlanus (European smelt)
Lineage: Eukaryota; Metazoa; Chordata; Actinopteri; Osmeriformes; Osmeridae
Product: intermediate filament protein ON3-like
Exons: 9
Coding region: 114-1583 (489 amino acids)
Biological process (GO): keratinization; intermediate filament organization
Cellular component (GO): keratin filament
Molecular function (GO): structural constituent of skin epidermis
Source: RefSeq, a predicted model, not a curated record
AGUUAGUUACUCAGAGGGACUUGACUCUCCUUUGAAGCCUACUACUCCUCCUCCUGUCCUCCGUCCACUUUCUCUCUCCAAAGACGACACUAGCCCUUUUUACGACCGCAACCAUGAGUUACAGAUCAGGCAACACCUCCGUUCGCAAGAGCUUCUCCAGCCGCUCCUACGCUGCCCCCCAGACCACCCGGGUCAGCAGUACGUCUGUACGUCAGUCUGCCGGUGGAUUCGGUGGUGGUUACGGCUUUUCGUCCGGUAGUGGCAUGGGCGGAGGCAGCUACAAUUUCAGCAGCUCCAGUGCAGGUGGCUAUGGAGGUGGCUCUGGAUUUGGUGGCGGCAGCGGCGGAUUCAUUGGGGCCCCCAUCACGGCUGUCACAGUCAACCAGAGCCUGCUGGCCCCCCUCAACCUGGAGAUCGACCCCUCCAUCCAGAUUGUCCGCACCCAGGAGAAGGAGCAGAUCAAGGGCCUCAACAACCGCUUUGCUUCCUUCAUCGAUAAGGUUCGCUUCCUGGAGCAGCAGAACAAGAUGCUGGAGACCAAGUGGAGCCUCCUGCAGGACCAGACCACCACACGCUCCAACAUCGAUGGCAUGUUCGAGGCCUACAUCGCAAACCUGCGCAGACAGCUCGACGGUCUGGGCAACGAGAAGAUGAAGUUGGAGGGAGAGCUGAGGAACAUGCAGGGCGCGGUGGAAGAUUUCAAGAACAAGUAUGAAGAUGAAAUCAACAAACGUGCCUCCGUGGAGAACGAGUUUGUCCUCCUGAAGAAGGAUGUUGACGGUGCAUACAUGAACAAGGUGGAGCUGGAGGCGAAGGUUGACGCUCUUCAAGAUGAGAUCAACUUCCUCAGGGCUGUCUACGAGGCGGAGCUGCGUGAGCUGCAGAGCCAGAUCAAAGACACAUCGGUCGUGGUGGAGAUGGACAACAGCCGUAACCUGGACAUGGACUCCAUUGUGGCCGAGGUCCGCGCCCAGUAUGAGGACAUCGCCAACCGAAGCAGAGCCGAGGCCGAGACCUGGUACAAGCAGAAGUACGAGGAGAUGCAGUCGUCUGCUGGACAGUAUGGUGAGGACCUGCGUUCCACCAAGGCUGAGAUUGCUGAGCUGAACCGUAUGAUUGCCCGUCUGCAGAAUGAGAUUGAAUCAGUCAAGGGACAGCGUGCUAACCUGGAAAGCCAGAUUGCUGAGGCAGAGGAGCGUGGUGAGCUGGCUGUGAAGGAUGCCAGACUCCGCAUCAGCGACUUGGAGGCUGCCCUCCAGAGAGCCAAGCAGGACAUGGCCCGCCAGGUGCGCGAAUACCAGGAGCUGAUGAACGUCAAGCUGGCCCUGGACAUUGAAAUCGCCACCUACAGGAAGCUGCUGGAAGGAGAGGAGAACAGACUGACCUCUGGUGGCUCCUCUGCAACAAUCCACGUCCAGCAGAGCUCCGGUGGUGGAAACUACUCCAGCAUGGGUUCCAGCGGUGGGUUCGGCUACGGCGGUGGCAGCAGCCUGAGCAGCGGCGGCGGCUAUGGAAUGGGCGGAGGUUCUAACAUUACCAAGUCCUCCAUCAGCACCACCAGCAGCUCCAGGAGACACUUUUAGACAGGAAGAAGGAGUCAGGUCUCUUUCCCUUUCUGCAUGUCUCAAUCUAGACCCUGUACCUAUCCAUGGUGCUAUCCAAUACACUUUGACACAGAUUCUUCCCUCUUGAGGAAAAGUGAAAGAGCGAGGUAUUUCCCGACCCUUAGAAUUCACAUCCUGGUUGAUAAAUUGGGUACUCCUGUGCCGUAUAGAAACUCUGCGGAUACAGAGAAAGGUGUAAAUUUUUUAGUAUUGAGAGUGAUGAACACGAUAUAGAAUUGUGUUUCUCAUGGGUCGAAAAAUGCUCGCUUUCCUUUCAUUUGCCCUCUUCACCACCACUGACAGGUUAUCCAGAAGUCAUGACCCAGCAUGGCCAAAUUUGCAAUCUUUCUGCACUGAUGUCAUUGAAAAGGGGAGAAAAAAAAAAGUUUAUACAUCUAAAGAAUUAUUGAAGCCAAACACUGAAAACACUUUUCUAGGAACCUCCUUGUCUUAUUAUAGCUUGUAACUAUCAACAAACUGACAUAAUGCUGUGGUUAAUGGUGGUCAGUCAUAUUCUUCCAUUAGAUUCUGUAGGGAUGUUUUGGUUGAGCAGCUGAAUGACAUAACCCUCAUCCUCAAUGUCAAAAGGAUGAUUGCAGUCUAAUCAGAAAUUACUCUUCUACUUUACCAUUGUAUUACUGUUUUGUUGUUUGUCUGUUGCUGUGGCUGUCAACCGUCAAUUGCUAGUUUCUCUGUACUGAAGAAGAAUAUACAGAUUCGCCACUGUCCUCUUCACAUGUUAAGCGUUAGGGUUGUUUUGAGCAAGGUGUGCUCUGAAUUGUUUUCCUCUUUGUUUGGUUUCUGUAUUUCAUUAGAUCAAAAUGCAACAACGUUUUGACCAUAUUUAUUUUUCAGUGUUCAAAAGUGUACCAUCUUAUGUUUUGAAAUGUGCCCAAAUUGCUGAAACGCUGAGAAAUAAGAACCAAUAAAAUAAAUCUGAGACAUAA